Messenger RNA from Thermothelomyces thermophilus ATCC 42464, 1216 nucleotides. RefSeq lists its product as uncharacterized. Gene Ontology annotation, biological process: nucleobase-containing compound metabolic process. The transcript has a single exon. Gene Ontology annotation, molecular function: 3'-5' exonuclease activity; nucleic acid binding. Lineage: Eukaryota; Fungi; Ascomycota; Sordariomycetes; Sordariales; Chaetomiaceae. The coding region runs from base 220 to 1005 and encodes 261 amino acids. The record is from RefSeq and is a predicted model, not a curated record.
CAGGUCUUGCUCUUUCGGACGGAGAAGACGCGUAUGUGGUACAUACGUAUAUAUACUCCCACCUGAUCCCCCGUGGUGCGGAUGGAAGAAACCCAAGUCGGCAUAAGCGUUCUUCCUUUGCCAGAAUCCUCCCCGUCUUUGCCCGUGGCUAGACUCUUAUAGCUCUUGACCGUCGCUGAUCCCUCCAUCUCUCUCUCUCGUGCUAGUCAACGAUAAAACAUGGCCAUCCUCGACUCUCGCGACCUCGUCGACACGGCCGCAGCCGUGAGCGCUCUCGUGGACGUCCUCUACGCGCAGCCGACCGCGCCCCCUUCCCUCUACGUCGACCUCGAGGGCAUCAACCUGUCCAGGUACGGCAGCAUCUCCAUCCUGCAGAUCUACGUCCGCCCGCUCGACCAGGCCUACCUCGUCGACAUCCACACCCUGGGCCGGACCGCCUUUUGCACGCCCGGCGGCGCCUACACCGCCUCCGCGGGCCGCACCCUCCGGGACCUGCUGGAGGACGAGGCGGUGGCCAAGGUCUUCUUCGACGUCCGGAACGACUCGGACGCGCUCUACAGCCACUUCGGCGUCCGCCUCGAGGGCGUCGUGGACCUGCAGCUGAUGGAGCUCGCCACGCGGCCGGCGCCCGCCGUCCGGCCCCGCAACGUCUUCGUCAGCGGCCUGGCCAAGUGCAUCGAGCGGGACGGCGUGCUGGCGCCGGCGGAGCGGGUCGCCUGGGCGGCCGCCAAGGACCGCGGCCGGCGCCUGUUCGCGCCCGAGCUCGGCGGGACCUACUCCGUCUUCAACCAGCGGCCUCUCACCGAGGAGGUGUGGCUCUACUCCGUCCAGGACGUCCGCUUCCUGCCCCGCCUGUGGGCGCUCUACGACGCCCGGCUCCGGCGCAAGCCCGGCUGGGAGCACAAGGUGCGCGACGCCGCCCGGGACCGCGUCGCGCAGUCCCAGACGCCCAGCUUCGACGGCAAGGGGCGCCACAUGGCCCUGCCUCCCGAUGGUUGGUUUUAGUGACGGGAGGCCAGACAAGCAGACGGCUUGUCGUUGGGAAGAAUUCUAUAUACUAUAUAUAUAUAUUUAUAGGUCGGAGUGAAUGUAACUCGGAGGUUGUCGGUUGAUAACAUCGUCACCACCAUCAUUACUUGUCAACUUCGCUUGUAAUCCCGCUCUCUCGCAGGCAGACGCCUCACCCAAGCCGUCGGGGAAAGAGGGCGAGUGCCCA